Lutra lutra (Eurasian river otter) is the source of this 1419-nucleotide messenger RNA. Its product is annotated as chromobox protein homolog 3-like. The coding region runs from base 29 to 580 and encodes 183 amino acids. The transcript is spliced from 2 exons. Gene Ontology annotation, molecular function: chromatin binding. Lineage: Eukaryota; Metazoa; Chordata; Mammalia; Carnivora; Mustelidae. Gene Ontology annotation, cellular component: nucleus; pericentric heterochromatin. Gene Ontology annotation, biological process: negative regulation of transcription by RNA polymerase II; chromatin organization. The record is from RefSeq and is a predicted model, not a curated record.
AAUAGCUCUUCAAGUCUGCAAUAACAAAAUGGCCUCCAAUAAAACUACAUUGCAAAAAAUGGGAAAGAAACAGAAUGGAAAGAGUAAAAAAGUAGAAGAGGCAGAGCCUGAAGAAUUUGUGGUGGAAAAAGUACUGGACCGACGUGUAGUGAAUGGGAAGGUGGAGUAUUUCCUGAAGUGGAAGGGUUUUACAGAUGCUGACAAUACUUGGGAACCUGAAGAAAAUCUAGAUUGUCCAGAGUUAAUUGAAGCGUUUCUUAACUCUCAAAAAGCUGGUAAAGAAAAAGAUGGUACAAAAAGAAAAUCUUUAUCUGACAGUGAAUCUGAUGAUAGCAAAUCAAAGAAGAAGAGAGAUGCUGCUGAUAAACCAAGAGGCUUUGCCAGAGGUCUUGACCCUGAACGAAUAAUUGGUGCCACAGACAGCAGUGGAGAAUUAAUGUUUCUCAUGAAAUGGAAAGAUUCAGAUGAGGCAGUCUUGGUGCGGGCAAAAGAGGCAAACAUGAAGUGUCCUCAAAUUGUAAUUGCUUUUUAUGAAGAGAGACUAACUUGGCAUUCUUGUCCAGAAGAUGAAGCUAAAUAAUUGUUUGCAUUGCUAUAUAUAUAUAUAUAUAAAAUCUGAGUCUUUGUUUUUUGAUUUAUUAGUGUGAAGAAAUAACAUUCUAAUGAAAAUCAAGUUUGAUAUGUUUGUUUUGAAGUAGUAUUGGGGGAGUUGUUGGGGUUUUGCAUCUAUAGCACUGGUUACUUUAAACAAAUAAAAGUUUUCUGUAGUUGCUUCCUUUAUCAGAAAAGAAUAUUUGAGACCAUGAUAUAUUAUCCCCCUGCAUUAGAGAACCUUUUCUAAAUGUUUGGGGAAAUCUUCAUAGUCUUUACUCAGUCAGAAUUUGUGUUUAACUCCUAUAUGCCUAAGGACCAUUCUGGGUUUUUUGUUUAUUUAGGGGGUUUUUUGUGUGUAUACUUAAAAUGCAUACAUAAGUGGUUUUUGUUUUUAACCUUCACCAAAACAAAAACAGCAUUUUAUAACCAUGGAUAAGCCCAUGUUUCCGGGAUGCUACCAUUUUCAGCAUUUUAAGAAAUAAGUCACUUAAACUGAAGUUUUUUCCUGAGGCCUUAACCUUUCAAAUUUUGUAAUUAAUUGGACCAUUUAAAUAUAAUGUAAACAACUUAAAUUGGACAAUUUAAAAGCAGCCAUAUCAGAAUCCAUAUCCUUCUCUACAGCCAUAUAAACGCAAGUUUAUUUGCAAGAUCCCUGAAGGGAAUAUUUUAUCACCACCACCAACCUCCCCACCCAAAUGACAAAACUAGACAAGUCCUGGUGUGUUUUACUUAGGUAAGCAAUACUUUAGUUAAAUGGACAUUUAAAGGUUCCUUCUAGUGAACCAUUCCUUUUUAAGAAGUUGAAAUUCUCUGUGCUGUAUUGAC